AUGAAGAACGGAAAGGUUGCGUUGCCCGCGGACCUCGCGUGGGUCCAGGACCUCGUCGCGAGCGCGUUCUUCGAGCCGUGCGCUAACCAUCACGCGAGCGCGGGGAAGGGCGAGCUCGCGAAUCUGUUUUGCGCGUCCACCAGCAAGACCUACUGCGCGUCGUGCGCGGGGGGAAGAGACGUCGUUCAGCGUAACGAGAAGACGCGCUCGCUCACCUCCUCCUCGCUCCUCUCUCUCCUCUCUCUCCGACCCCCGCAGGUCCGCCGGAGCUCGUACCACAACGUCGUCAGGGUCCAGGACGUGUGCGCGCUCAUGGACGUCAGCGCGAUCCAGACGUACGUCAUAAACUCCGCGCGCGUAGUCUUCCUCAGGCGCGUUCUAUACACUGGCAAAGGAAAAGACGGCGAGGAAAAGAAAGCGUCGAGCAAGCCGGGUAAGGAGCCGAAGUCGAAAGCGCGUCACAGCGCGUGCGCGCACUGCAACCGUCUGCUGCAGACGGAGAACUGCGACUUUUGUUCCAUCGCGUGCAAGGUGCGCGCGGGGGCGGACAUGCGCGCGAGCCCGGCGAGCGAAGCCGCCGCGCGGUUAGCCGCGCUCAACGUGCCCAAGGCGGAGGGGAGAGGCGGCGGCGGCGGAGACGCGGCGUCGAAAGCGAAGCGCGGGAAGGAGGGGGAGCCCGGGGCCGGGGGCGGGACCGCCGCGGCGAAGCGAGAGAAGAAGGAGAAGGAGGGAGACGCCGCCGCGAGAAACGCCGCGACGGCGGGGCUCGCCGGCGUCAAGAAGGAAGGAAGCAAGGGCAAGCGCAAGGCGGACGCGGACGCCGACGCGGGGGGCGAGGGGACUAGCCCCAGGACCCCGGCGUCGGCGAAGCGACCGGGCGCGGCGGCGGCGGACGAGAAGAAGGCGGGGUCCUCGAGCAGGAGCCGGGGGAAGUCGUCGAGCGGCGGCGGGUCCACCAAGGCGUCGCGCGCGGCGACGACGACGACGACGACGACGACGACGACGGCGACGACGACGACGACUUUGACGACGACGCCGGCGAAGCGCGGCAGGGACGCGUCUGGUCAGACGCCGUCGAAGAGCGAACACCGCGCCGGCACCGGACCGAACACGCCCACCGCCGUCGGCGACGCGGGGGCUCGACCGCGAGGCGCCGACGCGCCGCGCACCGCCUCCGCGGGCGCCGCGAACGCCGCGGGGAAGAAGAGCAAGAGCGUGUUCGCGGCGGCGAAGGAGGAGGACGGGAGCGAGAGGGGGAGCGCCGCCGCCGCCGCCGCCGCCGCCGCGUUGUUCGUCUCGAGCAAGCGGCGGAAGCCGUCCAAGCCGAAGCGCGCGGCGUUGUGA
Micromonas pusilla CCMP1545 is the source of this 1344-nucleotide messenger RNA. RefSeq names its product platz-like transcription factor. The transcript has 5 exons. The record is from RefSeq and is a predicted model, not a curated record. NCBI's taxonomy places the organism in Eukaryota, Viridiplantae, Chlorophyta, Mamiellophyceae, Mamiellales, Mamiellaceae. Bases 1 to 1344 code for a protein of 447 amino acids.